Molecule: messenger RNA, 1172 nt
Organism: Centropristis striata (black sea bass)
Lineage: Eukaryota; Metazoa; Chordata; Actinopteri; Perciformes; Serranidae
Product: tumor necrosis factor receptor superfamily member 5-like
Exons: 9
Coding region: 91-879 (262 amino acids)
Biological process (GO): negative regulation of alpha-beta T cell proliferation; positive regulation of peptidyl-tyrosine phosphorylation; immune response
Cellular component (GO): membrane; external side of plasma membrane
Molecular function (GO): protein binding; transmembrane signaling receptor activity
Source: RefSeq, a predicted model, not a curated record
GGUGUCCCUGUUCUGGAUUCUACAUCUCUCCAUCCCAAAUCUCAGUGAAGUGACGUCUUCAGCCCAUGGAAACUGAUCCUGAUCUUUAAAAUGAUGUUUACAAAACCUUGGAUGGUUGCACCAUUUCUGAUACUUGUGAUGAAUGUCUCCAGAGGACAUACCCUCACAUGUGGUCCAUCGGAGUAUCCGAUAGAUACGUAUUGCUGUCCUUUAUGUCCAGCUGGAAAUCGAGUUGUUAAAGAUUGCACAAAGUUCACAAGUACUUCCUGCGAGCCGUGCCUCAAUGAAACCUUCACGGAUCGUCCUGCUGGACUUAAACACUGUUUUCACUGUGCAAAGUGUUAUGCAGGUUCUGGUUUAAAAAUAAAGAGGCCAUGUACAGGAACAUCAAAUACAGCUUGUGAACCACUGGAGGGAUUCUACUGUUCAGACUCUACAGAGGACAGCUGUGUGGCAGCACACAAACACGCACACUGUCUACCAGGACAAUACAUCAGCAGAAAUGGAACAGCAUUGAGGGACACUGAGUGCUCUGACUGCAGUGAUGGAACAUUUUCAGAUGGGACAUUUUUUACUUGUCAGCCACACAAACAAUGUGAAUCCAUCAAUCUUCAGCUGAUAAAAGCAGGAAAUACUUCAAUAGAUGCUGAAUGUGGAGAAAAAAGUUCACUUAACAUCAGAGCUGUCAUCGGCGGAGUUGUUGCUGCUGUUGCUGUUGUUGUACUAUUAAUAGUGAUCGGAGCGAUUAUCUUUUUUAAGAAACACAGAAACCAGGAAGGAAGUCCAGACUCAGGAAAUAGGAAAGACCAAAACACCAAACAGAAUGAUGAUGAAAGUUUACCGAUGAAUUCAACAGAUGAACCCUCUGCAGAUCCCUGAAGGUCCCGAGUCACAAGCUUCUGGGCCUCAUUUAAUGCAGGCUAACUGGAACUCUGCUGCAGGCCUGAACACCUCAACAGGAGCAAAUGUGGCUUUUAACCCUUUAAGCCCUCCUCAAAUUUAGAACCCACUCGACACCUUUGUGGCAAAAAUGUACAAAGAUUUUCAUAAAUCUCUGAAACAACUUCAGACUUGUGAAACUACCAAAUAUUCAAUCAUUUCCAGGAUUUUAACCAUUUAUGUGCCAAUGUAUAUUUUUGAAUUAUUUCAUAAUUUCUUCAAAAACACACACA